AUGGCCGAGUCACAGAACAAGAAGGACCUUGCCCACGCGAGGACCAAGGUCAGCUUCAAUGUCAAGGACAUGACCAACUUCCUCUACCAGGGCGCCGCCAAUGUCGACCAACGCAGAUACAUCAUGGACCUGGUCGCGAAAGAGCCUAUCUUCAACAAGGACGACUGGGGUUGGUUGAGCCAUACGGACGCGGUCAAGCGCGGUAUUGCCAUGUCGACUCGCCUGGCCGAGCUCAUGAUGGAGCACGACCUCAACGAUCUCGACUUUGCCACCAUGAUGGAGGCCAUCGAUGACACCCUCCCAAUCGUCCUCCACAAUGGUGCUUUCAUCCCGGUCAUUACCGCGCAGGGGACAGAAGAGCAGAUCGAGAAGUGGAUCCCUCCAGCUCAAAAGUUCCAGAUCAUCGGCUGCUACGCCCAGACGGAGCUUGGUCACGGAUCGAAUCUCUCGUGUCUCGAGACCACGGCCACGUUCAUCAAGGAGACGGACGAGUGGGAGAUCAACAGCACGACCUUCACGGCUGCAAAGUGGUGGAUCGGUGGUCUGGGCGCCCUGUGCACCCAUGCCGUCGUCCAGGCAAGAUUAUUCAUCGAUGGCAAAGACUAUGGUGCACAUGUCUUUGUUGUGCCUCUUCGAUCGCUCGACGACCACAAGCCCUUCCCUACUGUCCAGGUCGGUGACAUCGGACCCAAGGCAUACAACGGUUUCAACAAGAUGGACAACGGAUUCGCCCGCUUCACCAAGCAUCGCAUCCCUCGUGAGAACAUGCUGAUGCGCUUCUCCAAGGUUUCCCGCGACGGUGUCUUCACCAAGCCUCCCCACGCCAAGCUCUCGUACGGCUCGAUGGUGUUGCUGCGAUCUGUUCUCAUUAAGCAAAUGGCCCUGUACCUCUCGCGCGCCACAACCGUCACGACCCGCUACUUGACCGUUCGCCGUCAGUUCAACAACCCGACGACGCGCAACGAUGCGGAUCUCAACCCCGGUCUGGAGACCCAGGUCAUUAAUUACCCCAUGGUCCAGAAUCGUCUCUUCCCGAUGAUCGCCCAGGCCUACGCCCUCUUCGCCGCAGGCUCCGUUAUGAUGGAAAUGUACAUCAACUUGAUGACGAGCAUUUCCACGGGUAACAUCGAUGCCCUGGCCGAGGUCCACGCCAUGUCUUCAGCACUGAAGUCUUACUGCACAACCAUCGGAGCUGCUGGUACGGAGGAGUCCAGAAAGCUGAUGGGCGGGCAUGGUUUCUCAUACUUUACGGGAUUGGCCCAUCUGUUUGCCUCGAUCGUACCCUCGAACACGUAUGAGGGUGAUAACUAUGUCCUCACGCAGCAGAUGGCCCGCUAUCUGCUCAAGGAAGUCAAGACCGCGCGCACGAGCCCCGAGAAGGUCACACCGUACUCCAGGUACUUGCUGCUGGCCCUGAACAAGCCUGCGUUCGAGCGUACGACGUGUGCGGUCGCCCGGCCAGAGGACUGGCUGAAGCCCGAGAUCCAGCUCGCGGCGUUCGAGCACCGCUGCGCGCGUCUUGCGUUCGAGUUGAGCGACGCCGUCGAUGCCGCUGGAGCCGACCCAGCGAACAGCAAGACCUGGUCGGACCACAACAUCGAAUGCUACCGCAUCUCGCACGCUCAUGCACAGUAUACCAUGGUUCUCUGGUUCAUCAAGGCCGUCAAGGAUGCCCAGGACCCGGCGGCGGAUGAGGAGCGUCGUGCGGAACCCGCAUCUGUCAAGGUACUCGAGAUCCUCUCGAACUUGCAUGCCCUGCACACCAUCCAGACCAACCUAGUGGACUUUGUCGAGGAUGGUUACCUCUCGCCUGCUCAGUGCCUGUCACUCAGAGCUCAGGUCAAGGCCCUGGUCGCGUCCUUGGCGGACGACGCCAUCGGCCUUGUGGACGCGUUCGAUCAUCCGGAUUUCCUGCUGAACAGUGCCCUCGGCGCCAGCGAUGGUGAUGCCUAUAAGAGGCUAUGGGAGAAGGCCCAGACCGAGCCCCUGAACAAGAGAGAAGUCUGUGAUGGUUACGAGGAGUACAUCCGGCCAUUGCUGAAGAAGCACGGAGACUUUAAGAUGUAG
Gamsiella multidivaricata is the source of this 2067-nucleotide messenger RNA. Its product is annotated as acyl-CoA dehydrogenase/oxidase. Gene Ontology annotation, cellular component: peroxisome. Gene Ontology annotation, biological process: fatty acid beta-oxidation using acyl-CoA oxidase; lipid homeostasis. Gene Ontology annotation, molecular function: fatty acid binding; FAD binding; acyl-CoA oxidase activity. The transcript is spliced from 5 exons. Bases 1 to 2067 code for a protein of 688 amino acids. The record is from RefSeq and is a predicted model, not a curated record. NCBI's taxonomy places the organism in Eukaryota, Fungi, Mortierellomycota, Mortierellomycetes, Mortierellales, Mortierellaceae.